AUGACAAAAAUUAUACAUCAGAUUCUUCGAUCAUCUAUCUCAUUGACUUCAGUGUAUCAAAAAGGACCUAGCAGACGUGAUGAUUUACUCUCAAUAAUGUAUUUGCUAAUAUAUCUCAAAGAGGGAACUCUCCCUUGGACUAAAAAUUUCAAUAUUGAGACGAUAGAGGGAAAUUUUAAGAAAGUACUCGAGCUGAAGAGGAAACUUCAUUAGAAAGCUUCAGCAUAACAAAAUUAAUGUGUUUUUCGAGGACUUAUCAGAUAUAUUGAUACAUUGGAAUAUGAUGAGACUCCUGACUAUAGCUACUGCGUGAAUCAGCUAGUACGGCUAAUAAAAAGUUAGGGAUAAGUUCUCGAUUGGGUUAUGGAUUGGUCUACUCCAGGGAGUUCUACAUACUCUACCUAUUUAGAUUCUGAUAUGUCAAGAAUAUAGGUAAUGAGCUAAUUAGAUGUAACAAAUGUGUUUGAGAAGUCUUAGAAUUCUCAAAUUUCAUUACUUUCACCUUUGAUGCCAUUAGGGAGAUUUAGAAGCUUGAAAAAGAAUAGAAAUGAUAGUGCAGACGAUUUUGAAGACAAUAACGAUAAAAUUUCUUAAGCUCCGUCUCAGAUCGUAAUAGGAGUAAAUCAAGAAUAGAAUUAAUCUAAAAAAUGCCUAAGAAAGGGAUCACUUGGCUAGUACAUUGAGUAGGAAAAGUCUUAGUAGCCAUUAAAACUUUGGACUCCAUUAAAAAUCGGAAGAAUUUAAGAAGAUUUGCAUGAAGAGGAAGAUAGCGAAUCUUAUUCUUGCAGACACCUUAAAUAAGAGGCUCUGAAGAUUCCCUUUCCAAAUAACAAUAGCAAGUAAAAAGAAGUAAUUUUAAACCCAAUUGACAUUAAAGAAAGAUCGAGCUUCAUGAAUUAAGAGCGCUGCUUGGAAUUCAUCACUCUCAUGUAACAGAAUAAUUAAAUCAAGCAAAGAGUGGAGAAGAUGAGGACUUGUCAGGAAUAGAUAAAAAUACAGAAUAUUUUCCAAAAAAGAAACACAAGUCCUGAAUAAAUUAAAGAUAAAUUAGUAAACGUAAAUGGUGGAAUGUUGAGAGUUCCGUAGCCAUAGCAAAAUUUUGGUUAAUAAUACCUCAUUGAUAAUAAUAGUAGAAAGUUGCAUUCUCCUUCAAGGGCUUCACCAUAGCAACCGUUCAAGCUGAAACUGAUAUCUAAUUUUGAUGAAUGGGAGAUAUUUGACUAAGAUAUAGAUGAAUAAUUAAGCUUUAGAUAUAAUAGGCAUCUAAGCGAUCAUUUGGGUGAGUAACAAACUCAAUUUCACGAGAAUAAUUUGAAAGUAGUUCAUCGUAGAGCCUUCUCGGCAAUAGGAUGCAAGCACUGA
Messenger RNA from Stylonychia lemnae, 1362 nucleotides. The record is from the annotation of a GenBank genome assembly. NCBI's taxonomy places the organism in Eukaryota, Ciliophora, Spirotrichea, Sporadotrichida, Oxytrichidae.